This is a messenger RNA of Myxozyma melibiosi, 1876 nucleotides long. Its product is annotated as pantothenate transporter liz1. The transcript has 3 exons. The record is from RefSeq and is a predicted model, not a curated record. The annotation marks the transcript as partial. Lineage: Eukaryota; Fungi; Ascomycota; Lipomycetes; Lipomycetales; Lipomycetaceae. Gene Ontology annotation, molecular function: transmembrane transporter activity. Gene Ontology annotation, cellular component: membrane. Gene Ontology annotation, biological process: transmembrane transport.
CUUUAGGCUCAAGUUUCCUCAAUUUAGGAGUCCUCGGACCGGUCGCCGCUCCGAUGCGCGCGCCCAGAGCUGAAACUGCAUCGUCAAACAAAGUGCGGCAGACGGAGGCGAUGGACAUCACAUGAACACUGGGCCCGGAUAAUUACAUUGUGCCUAUUUCCUCCUCUCCUCCUUGGCAAUCCCGAGACAUUCGUCGCCUUCUUUCUGUGUUUGCCUCCCACCCAUUGGACCGCGUGAACAAUGGUCGGAGUUCUUUUUUAUAGUAUCUAGCUUUUCUUGCUCUUGUCUGUCUAUAUAGGACGGGGACGGCCCCCGCGUCUCCCCGCUUCUGCUUCCUGCACAUCUGUUCUCCUUCUCUCACACUGUAUACCCUCUUUUUAAAAAAAUAAUGGAGACACCCAAGGUCCUGGACGAAAAGGCCUCUGUCCACGGCGUCGAGCACCAGGCAGGUCUCGACCUGUCGACGUUCAGAAACGGCGAGUUCGACGGCAUCGUCAUCCCGCCCAGGGGCUCUGCCGAGCGCAAGCGUCUCGAGAACCGCUUGAAAUGGAAGAUUGAUCUCACGAUCCUGCCGAUCGUGUUUUGCAUGUACAUCCUCAACUACCUCGACCGCAACAACAUCGCUGCCGCAAAGCUGGGCACGUUCAUGGAGGACCUCGGGCUGACUGCGACGCAGUACUCCACUUGCGUGUCCAUCCUGUUUGUCGGUUACAUCUCCAUGCAGAUCCCUUCUAAUCUCAUUCUCGAGAAAGUCGGUCAUCCGUCGAUCUACCUCCCGACCGCGAUGGCGUUCUGGGGCGUCGUCUCGGCGUGUACGGGUGCCGUGCAGGGAUUUGGCGGGAUGGUGGUCGUGCGCUUGCUUAUCGGCUUCUUGGAGGCGGCUUUUUACCCUGGUGUUUUGUUUUAUCUUUCAUGCUGGUACACCCGUCAGGAGAUUGCCGCGCGAACUGCCAUCUUUGUCGGUGGUUCGUGGAUCUCUGGUGCGUUUUCUGGAUUCAUCGCAUACGGAGUCAUGAAGAACCUAGAAGGCGCUCAUGGGAUUGCUGCCUGGCGCUGGCUGUUCAUCAUCGAGGGUGCGGCCACUAUCGGCUUUGCUCUGCUGGCUAUCCCGAUUCUGCCCGACUUGCCUGGCACCACGCGCUGGCUGAGCAAGGAAGAGCGUUUGCUCGGCAUCAUCCGCAUGAUUGAGGACGUCGGAGCGCGCGACGAGGACUUGCACGCGUUCGGCGCCGCGUUCGUGGGCGUCAAGUUGGCGGCCAAGGAUCCGAAAGUAGUCAACCUGUUCAUCAUGAUGUUCUGCUUCAGCGCCACGGCCGGCAUCAACACCGUCUUUCCCACGAUCGUCAACUCGCUCGGCUACGACCGCGAAAAGACGCUGCUGCUGACGGCACCGCCCUGGGUGCUCUGCACAAUCACCUCGGUCCUCAACUCGCUGCACUCUGACUACACCGGCGAGCGAUACAAGCACAUGCUCUGGGGUCCCACGCUCGCGCUCAUCGGCUUCGUCAUCGGCAUCUCGUCGACCGCAAAGGCGCCCAGGUACGUGGCCAUGAUGCUCCUCCUGCAGGUCUACAACUCCUGGGCUCUCGGCUUUGCCUGGCUCACAAACACGAUCCCGCGCCCGCCCGUCAAACGCGCGGCCGCGUCCGCGUGCGUGAACGUGGGCGGCAACAUCCCAAACAUCUUUGUGCCGUAUUUCUUUUCUUACACGGGCGCGACGCCGCACUUUUACGUCGGCUUUGCGAUCUGCAUCUGUUUUGCGCUGUUUGGCCUGUUGGCGGCGACGACGCUUAAGAUCCAGUUGAGUAGGUUGAAUAAGAAGCUCGAGAAUGGCGAGAAGGUCGAUGGUUUGAGCGGAGAGAGUUUUAAGUUCUUG